Molecule: messenger RNA, 3851 nt
Organism: Mauremys mutica (yellowpond turtle)
Lineage: Eukaryota; Metazoa; Chordata; Testudines; Geoemydidae
Gene: DEPDC4
Product: DEP domain containing 4
Exons: 9
Coding region: 80-1663 (527 amino acids)
Biological process (GO): intracellular signal transduction
Source: RefSeq, a predicted model, not a curated record
CCCCCACCCCAGCGCCACCUCACUUCCGCCGCGGGCCGGAAGUGACGUUGCGGGAGGCGGGGUGGGAAGGUGGCUGGCGAUGGCGGCGCAUUUGACUCCGCGGUUCAGGAGGAUUCACAGCCAGAGCGAGCUGGGCGCGCGGCGGCGGCGGCGCGGAGGAGAUAGUGGUCCUUUUCAAGCAACUCGGUUAUGGAAUGGUAUUAUUCAUGCUCUUCAAAGCCAGGUGGAAAUAAAAAGAAGACGACAACAUCUAAGGACGUACAGAAACUGCUUUACUGGCUCCAAUGCUGUUGAUGUGGUGCUGAGCUAUCUUAUGCACAGUAUGUAUCUAAGUAGUAAUGAUCUUUCUCGACUGAAAGGAGUCCGUCUCUGCCAGGCUCUGAUGGAUCACAAGGUUUUUGAACCAGUUGGACCAAAACUAUUCAAGAAUGAGAGAGAGCUAGAGUUUGAAGACACAAGUAAUAGUCUUUAUAGAUUUCUGGACAGCCAUCUUUCUCCUCUUUUACUGAAACGGAACGGAUAUAUUGAGAAUUUGUCCUCUGACAAAAUACUUGAACUUAAGACGAAAAAACUUUCACGAGCAAAAUGUGAAACAAUUUCAAAUCCCUUAGCACUAGAAGCUGUUGAUAAAAGGAUAGAGGAACUUCUGCAAACUAUAAAUGUACAUCCAUCUUUACCUUUAAAGAACAUAGUUAAUGAACCAGUCUGUCUACUUUCAAAAGAAGUUAUAGAUGAUGUCUGGAAACAACAGACUCUGUUACGGCUACUGCAGUUAAUUGAUCUUCCAGUCCUGGAAAAUAUUUUGGAGUUUCCAGACAAGAGGAAAAAUGAUCAUCUUGGCAAAGAGGAAGAUCUGAUUAUCUCAAAUACUUUCCUUGACAGAGAGGUCACGUGCAGCCUAAAUUUGCCUGAGCUUGACAAAUGGCUUUUUGCAGCAAUUGAAUGCUUGGAGUAUUUUCCAGACCAGCUAAUAGUGAUGGUUGGUCAGCAGUUACUUCAAAUCAGUAAUGAACCAAGUCACUUGAAUAUGCAUAAGAAGAUACUUUUUGAUGUGAUAGCAAAAUAUUAUAAUCAAGUGAGAGACCCCCUUUUCAGCAAUCAUGAUCUUGAUAUUCAUUCAGGAAUUGUUGAACUUAUAGAGAAUGGAAAAACAGCACAAGCCCUGGAGGCAUCGCAGCUUUACUUAAGAUUACUAGUGCCAAACAUCCGAGAAGAACUGCGUAGGCUACUGAUGUUUAUGGCUGUUGCGUCAGAACCUGGGGGCUACAGGUUACAAAAACAAUUUGAUAAUAGAUCAGUGAUCAUCAAGACUUUUACCAAGGCCGUUUUACAAAAUAAAGGAUUGUCAAAAACACAGACUGAACAGCUAAUCCAGUUACUGAUGAUGUAUCAUACUGAACUCUUCAAGACCCCUUUAAUUCUGUUGGAACUAAUUAGCAAGAAACUUACGAGCUUGCUGGAAGGACAAGAUCCUGAUGCCAGUUCAGGCUUCACCUUUUGUCAGCGUUUGACUCCUGAAGAAUUUGAAGACCAAAAGCAACAAACAAGGCACCAUCUUCUUGAGUUGAUUCAAGAGAUGGACAGUAAUCCCACCAUUUCUCUUAAGCAGAAAAAGAAGCUAUUCAAAGAAUUCCAAAAGCAUCAUUCUGUAGCACUGUUGUAGUGAUUUUGACACCAAAUGCGGUUUUGCACUGUAGCAGAAUGUUGUAAAUGAGCCUUGUCAACUAUUGUUUUUAUAAUGCUGAUAUCAUGCUUAUGAAGAGGACUCCUUUUCAUAAGCAUUCAUUGUUAAAGGGUUGUAUUUUUUGAACGACCCUAGUAUUAGACAUUUUUUUCUACAGUAGGUAAGAAUGCUGGGCCUCUAUUGCUGCUCUAAGUUUAGGGUCUGGUGACAUUUCUAUUGUGAAAGUUGUCUAGGUUUUAUAGUCUGGCUGAAAUUCUGCAUUCAAAGCACUUUUACUCUGACCUAAGUUAGAGUUACUAAAUUUCUGGGUAUUUUAAAAUUUUGUAUGUCUUUAGUUCAUAAAUUUAGUCUAGUUCUAGGACUUAUCUACAUGGUGAGUUGGUGUGCAUACAGUGCAUUAGUUGGGGAGUAUGUCAAAGUGGACUAUGGAACUUUUAAUGCACCGUAGCAGCAUCCAAAUGGAAAAUUAGUGUGCAGCAAUCUAGUGUGCUGUAUGUUCACAUCCUAGCUUGCCACAUGGACACGCCUCAUGGAUCUAUAGGGCACAGAUAGAACAGUAAGAGUGUGCUGCAGAAAACUGACUUAUGUUGGUGUACACUAGAGCCCUGCAUGGGACUUUUUUUUUUUUUUUUAAAUCCUGCUUUCAUCCCUCCCUGCAAUUCCCACUCCCUCAUUGUUUCUUGCAUUUUUAUCCGACUCCUACCUUAAAACCCACAAGAGAGACAGAUUCCUCUAUUCUACUGGGGGAAAAACCUGUCAAAUAUAUUAUAUAAAAAAAAUGGAAUUCAGCCAGAAUUUUACCACCAAACGAAUAAAACAAAUAUUACUUAAACCAUGUAAAAAUACUUUAACUCCUGGUAUAAUAAACAUCAAAUCUUUCUAUCCCUCACGUACAUUUAAGCAUUAAAAGGUUUAAAGUGUUUUAUUGCAAAUUACCACAGUUGUGUGGAUUUUUGUUUUUUUGCCCACCCAAUCUCACCCACAACAAAGCUAUUAUGACAGCGGGACCCAUGGGAUCCCAGUCCCACUGCAGAGCUCUGGUCUACCCCAUAGAUACAGGGAUGGGCAGGUUUGUGUAGUAAAUGUCUGAUACAGAAAUAUUUGAUUCCUGAUUAUAGCUGUAUAUGUGUAUAGUAUGUUACCAUAAUGGUUCUUUGAGUAAUUCUUAAAUUAUAUUGUCCUAUUAAGACUUAAAUAAUUGCCUUAACUGAUCUAUUUAAAGUGUACAUGUACCAGUUAAACACUUUAGUAUGAGGCGAUAACUCUUACCUGUGGAAAUGUCUUACACACCCUUAGUGUUAGAUUCUUGUUACCUCAGAUUUUUUAUCUGUUUAACUUUCUUCAGUUAUUUUAGAUUUGGCUAUGGCAGCUGAGUCCUUAGUAUUUGAGGCUGCAAACAUAGCCUUGUAUGCACAGCUUGUGUUUUGUAAAAUCCUGAUUUAAAAACUUGCAUAAUGUUGAGUAAAAGUUGAGGAGUAGAUUACUUUAUCUAUGAUGACCUCAGAAGUAGUCUGCGGGGAGGAUGAAGUGUGUGUGAGGUAUAGCUUCAGUUCUUUAUCCUCUAUCUGCUACUAUAAUGCUGUGAAACAUCAUUUUUUGGAAAGAAAUAGGAUUUAGACAUCAACUUUGAAAUAUACAUAACAAUGGCUAAAAUUUACUAAGAGACAAUCUAACAUUUUGAGCUGCAGCACAGAUGGUUUUGAGGAAAGUUUUGGAACUUGAGUAGACUGCAUAUGUGCACUUUUUAAAAAUUUUUAUCCUUGAAUUGGUUGAUCUACUGGAAUAAUCUUGCUUUAGGAAUUUAAAAAUUAAAUGUUAAUGUAUCGGUUAUAAAGAUUUGUGUAAGAAGAUUGGAAAAAAUCAGUGUUUUAUAUUAUGACUUUAAUUUCACAUUAAAUAAGUUGAUUUGUACUAGUAUUAAGUAGGUAAUCAUUAUCUACAGAGGCUUAACAUCUUUCAAGAUAGAUGACAAAUUAAGUACAUUGUUUCCAAGAUACUCAAACACUGCAAAUUCCAAAAGCACAUUAAGCUACUUUAAAAAGGGGUUGGAGCAUUUAAGUUGCCAUUUAUUUAAAUCACUUACAAUUAUACAAGCAAGAUUACUACUGUAUACUAAAGGGUCUAUAGUUUACUAAUUCAGUAAAAUAAUAACGCCAUGAAAUAAAUC